CCACGGAGCCAUUUUGUACUCAUUUUAAAACGCAGUGUGGGUUAACGCAGCCGCUGCGCGCCCUGGACACACGGAGACCAUGGACACCGAGCGUCUUUUCCCACGUUGAAAGUUCACCAUGAGGAAUAAAAGCAAAACGCAGUGUUGGGAGAGGGAGAGUUAAUGCGUCCGUGGGGGUGCUGCGGGGAAGUUGAACGGGAUUCGGCAGGUUUAGAAGCAUGGAGUCACCACCGAUGUGUUGGAUUUGGGUUUGUGCCCUGCUCAGCGUGCCGCUCGCGGGCUGUUUGGAGAUGCACCUCUCGGAGACUCUGCGGCCCGGGACCCUUUUGGCAAACCUGUCGCUGGGCCCCGGGUGGACUUACAAAAUUGACAGGACUUUAUCAGCUAACUUCAUCCAGAAACUUUUCCAGGUGGGGAGGCAGGACGGGGUCGUCCGCCUGUCCCACGGAGGAGUUCAGUGCGCGCACACACCGAGGAACCCUGCGCCUGUUUAUUUCAGGACAGGCUCCUCGACAUCUGGGGACGUUGUUCUGACACAGUUUAAUGUGUUUGUCCACGGCAAAGACUGUUCUGUUAAAUACAAGAGAAGGAAAGCCACAGGUAAGCCCGACAUUCACAUUAAACACCUUUCCGAACUGGAGGCAACUUCCUGCUUACCCGCAGGUAAAUUGCUGCUGAACGUGACAGAACUCUUGCCCGCAUUUACGCGGAGCGUCGCCUUUUUGGACACUGAAUGUCCUGGGAGCGACAUGGUUGCAGUGUUCCGGCGUGGGGAUUUGUUCCUGGCCAGGGACUUGUGUCUUGAGCACAGAGGGCAGCCCGAAGUUAACUUGCACUGCGCGUUGCACAGCUCUCCAGGCGGUCGCCUCUCCGCCUUGCUCAGUUUGACGCUCGUAAAAGCGCCCGAGCAACACGGCUCCUCAUCAGAAACCGUCCAGAUAAAGUCAGGCAGAUUGAGCCACAGGGGAAAGCGACAGGUAAACGCGUCUCCCCAGUUCCAGCUCCCCAACUAUCAGGUGUCCGUGCCCGAGAAUGAGCCUGCGGGCACGCGCGUUAUCACCCUGAAAGCCACUGACCCGGAUGAUGGAGAGGCAGGGAGGCUGGAGUACAGCAUGGAGGCCCUCUUUGACAGCAGGUCCAAUGACUUUUUCUACAUCGACUCCCAGACAGGGAGCAUAACCACCACCCAGCCAUUGGAUAGAGAAGUCAAAGACACCCACGUUUUCAAAGUCACAGUGACAGACAACGGCACCCCAAAGAGAUCCGCCACUUCUUACCUCACUGUCACCGUGAGCGACACCAAUGAUCAUAGCCCGGUGUUUGAGCAAACCGAGUACCGCGUCAGCAUCCGAGAGAAUGUCGAGGUGGGUUUCGAAGUGAUGACAAUACGGGCCACUGAUGGAGACGCUCCCUCCAACGCCAACAUGAUUUAUAAAAUUGUGAACGCUGAGGGAGUGAACUCUGUGUUUGAAAUCGACCCGCGCAACGGCCUGGUGAGGAUCAGAGAGAGGCCUGACAGAGAGACGCGGUCCCAGUACCAGCUGAUUGUUGAAGCCAACGACCAGGGCAAAGACCCAGGCCCCCGCAGUGCCACCGCCACUGUCAACAUCUCAGUGGAGGAUGAGAACGACAACUACCCACAGUUCAGUGAAAAGAGGUAUGUGGUUCAGGUCCCAGAGAAUGUGGCAGUCAACACAAAGGUCAUCCAAGUGGAGGCCACAGACAAAGACGAGGGGAACAACGCCAAAGUCCAUUACAGCAUCAUCAGUGGGAACGUUAAAGGGCAGUUCUACAUCCACUCCCCCACCGGUGUGAUCGAUGUCAUCAAUCCUCUGGACUAUGAGAUGAUCAGGGAAUAUAACUUGCGGAUUAAGGCUCAAGACGGUGGCAGGCCGCCGCUAAUAAAUGGCACAGGAAUGGUGGUGGUGCAAGUGGUGGACGUGAACGACAACGCCCCAAUGUUCGUCAGCACGCCUUUCCAAGCUACUGUGUUGGAAAAUGUGGCCAUUGGUUACUCUGUGAUCCACAUUCAAGCUAUUGAUGGCGACUCUGGAGAAAAUGCUCGGCUGGAUUAUCGGCUCACUGACACAACACCUGGUUUCCCAUUCACCAUCAACAACAGCACAGGCUGGAUCACUGUGAGCGAAGAGCUUGACAGAGAGACCACAGACUUCUACACCUUCGGCGUGGAAGCGAGAGAUCACGGGGUACCAGUGAUGUCCUCCUCCGCCAGCGUCAGCAUCACGGUGCUUGACGUGAACGACAACGUGCCCACGUUUACAGAGAAAAUCUACUCACUGAAAAUCAAUGAGGAUGCCGUGGUGGGGACAAGCGUGUUGACGGUGACAGCCGUGGAUCGGGACGUCAACAGUGUCGUUACCUAUCAGAUCUCCAGCGGCAACACCAGGAACCGCUUUGCCAUCACCAGCCAGAGCGGCGGCGGCCUCAUCACCUUGGCCCUCCCCUUGGACUACAAACAGGAACGCCAGUACGUCCUGACAGUCACCGCCAGCGAUGGGACACGCUAUGACACAGCACAGGUGUUCAUCAAUGUGACGGACGCCAACACGCAUCGGCCCGUCUUCCAAAGUGCCAACUACCAGGUGAUGCUCAGUGAAGAAAAGCUGGUGGGUUCCACUGUGGUGGUGAUCAGCGCAACGGAUGAGGACACAGGGGAAAAUGCUCGUAUCACGUACGUGAUGGAAGACAACGUUCCCCAGUUUAAAAUUGAUCCGGAUACAGGCGCCAUCACGACGCAAAUGGAGAUCGACUAUGAAGACCAGGCCUCCUAUACGUUGGCCAUUAUUGCUCGAGACAACGGUAUCCCUCAGAAGUCUGACACCACCUAUGUGGAGAUUAUCAUCCUUGAUGCUAAUGACAAUGCUCCUCAGUUCCUCAGGGACAUGUACCAGGGGACUGUAUUUGAAGAUGCACCUGUCUACACCAGUGUUCUCCAGAUAUCUGCUUCAGACAGAGACUCUGGGUCGAACGGCAGGUUGAGCUAUACGUUUCAGGGCGGCGAUGAUGGAGAGGGGGAUUUUUUCAUUGAGCCCUACUCUGGUAUCAUCAGAACUGCUCGCAAACUGGACCGGGAGAACGUCCCUGUGUAUAAUCUCAAGGCCUUUGCGGUAGAUAAGGGAGUUCCACCACUGAAAGCAGCGGUUUCCAUUCAUGUUGUAGUGCAAGACAUAAAUGACAAUGCUCCAGUGUUUGAGAAGGAUGAGCUCUUUAUCGAUGUGUCGGAGAACAGCCCCGUCGGUUCCGUUGUGGCCCGGAUCACUGCCGCGGAUCCCGAUGAGGGCACCAAUGCUCAGAUCAUGUAUCAGAUCGUGGAGGGGAAUAUCCCUGAAGUUUUCCAGCUGGACAUUUUUAACGGCGACCUGACUGCACUCACAGAUCUGGAUUAUGAGACCAAAACAGAGUACGUCAUAGUGGUGCAGGCCACCUCAGCGCCACUUGUGAGCAGGGCCACUGUUCACAUCCGCCUGGUAGACAUGAAUGACAAUAAGCCUGUGCUGCAGGACUUUGAGAUUAUUUUCAACAACUACGUCACCAACAAGUCCAACAGUUUUCCAUCAGGAAUAAUAGGAAAGGUACCAGCUCAUGACCCGGAUGUAUCGGAUAAGCUACGGUACAAGUUUGAGUCUGGAAAUGAGCUCCGUCUGCUCCUGUUGAACGAGGACACUGGGGAUCUGAGGCUGAGCAGGGACCUGGACAAUGACAGGCCCCUGGAAGCCCCCAUGACCAUUUCCGUCUCAGAUGGUCUCCAUCGCGUUGUGGCCCUCUGCACGCUGCGCGUCAACAUCAUCACCGAUGACAUGCUGACCAACAGCAUCACUGUGCGUCUGGAGAACAUGUCCCAGGAGCGCUUCCUCUCUCCCCUGCUCAGCCUCUUCCUGGAGGGCGUAGCGGCUGUGCUCUCCACCAAGCGGGAGUCGGUGUUUGUGUUCAACAUCCAAAAUGACACUGACGUGCAAGGCGCCAUCCUCAACGUGACCUUCUCGGCCAUGCAGCCUGGAGGUGCCCCGGGUAAAGGGACCUUCUUCCCUUCUGAGGAGCUGCAGGAGCAGAUCUACCUCAACAGGACUCUGCUCAGGCUGAUAUCAUCUCAGGAGGUGUUGCCGUUUGACGACAACAUCUGCCUCCGCGAGCCCUGCGAGAACUACAUGAAGUGUGUAUCGGUGCUGAAGUUCGACAGCUCCCCUCCCUUCAUCGCCUCCGAGACGGUUUUAUUUCGGCCCAUCCACCCCAUCAACGGGCUGCGCUGCCGCUGUCCGCUCGGCUUCACCGGGGACUACUGCGAGACCGAGAUCGACCUGUGCUACACUGGACCGUGCAAGAACAACGGCAGGUGCCGCAGCCGGGAGGGAGGAUACACCUGCGAGUGCCUGGAAGACUUCACCGGCGAACACUGCGAGCUGAACGCAUCAUCGGGCCGCUGUGUGCCGGGCGUGUGCAAGAACGGAGGCAAGUGCGUCAACCGGCUGGCGGGUGGUUUUAUGUGCCAGUGUCCACAGGGGGAGUACGAGAAGCCCUACUGUGAGAUGACCACCCGCAGCUUCCCCGGACAGUCCUUCAUCACCUUCAGAGGCCUACGGCAAAGGUUCCACUUCACUGUCUCUUUUGCGUUUUCCACCAGAGAAAGAAAGGCUCUGCUUCUCUACAAUGGCAGAUUCAAUGAGAAACACGAUUUCAUCGCCCUGGAGAUCAUCGACGAACAGAUUCAGCUCACCUUCUCCGGAGGUGAGACAAAGACCACAGUGUCUCCCUACAUCCCAGGCGGGGUUAGCGACGGCCAGUGGCACUCUGUUCAGCUCCAUUACUACAACAAGGGCGGGGGGAGUCUGGUGGACUCCAGUGGGGCUCUGCGGUUCCCACUCUAUACCGCCUGGCUGGAGCUCAAUCAGAAGGAGCCUAACAUCGGGCGUCUAGGCAUCCCUCAUGGACCCUCUGGAGAAAAGGUGGCCGUGGUCGCGGUGGAUGACUGCGACAUUUCCAUGGCGAUUCGCUUCGGAAAGCAAAUCGGCAAUUACUCCUGUGCUGCCCAAGGCACCCAGACCGGACAGAAGAAGUCGCUGGACUUGACAGGACCGCUGUUGCUCGGCGGCGUUCCCAACCUGCCCGAGGACUUCCCAGUCAGGAACAGGGACUUUGUGGGCUGCAUGAGAAACCUCAGCAUCGAUAACAAGCCCAUCGACAUGGCCAGCUACAUCGCCAACAACGGCACCACGGAAGGAUGUCCCGCAAAGAAAAACUUUUGCACAAACGAUGUGUGUCAGAAUGGAGGAGUGUGUGUCAGCAAGUGGAACACCUACAGCUGCGACUGCCCAACCGGUUACGGCGGCAAGAACUGUGAACAAGUCAUGCCGUCUCCUCAGUUCUUCGAUGGUCAGGCGCUGGUUUCCUGGACUGACCCAGACAUCACCGUCGCUGUUCCCUGGUACAUUGGCCUCAUGUUCCGCACCAGGCAGCCUGCUGGCACCCUUAUACAGGCCACUGUUGGACCUUCCUCAACCAUCAACCUCAUGGUGAGCGAGCAACACGUCCGAAUGGAAGUGUUGCUGAGGCAGCACCUGGUGGCGUCGCUGAGCUUCCCCCAGGUCCGCGUCAAUGACGGGGAGUGGCACCACUUGCUGGUAGAAUUAAGGAGUAUCAAAGACGGCAAGGACAUCAAAUACAUGGCCACAGUCUCCCUGGACUACAACAUGUACCAGAAGUCAGUGGAGAUUGGUAAUGAACUACCAGGUCUGAAGCUGCAAACUCUUCACGUCGGAGGUUUGCCUGGAGAGGGAAACCACGUGAACAAAGGAUUUGUUGGCUGCAUACAGGGUGUGCGUAUGGGCGAGACGUCCACCAAUUUAGCCAACGUGAACAUGGCCCGGGGCCUGAAGAUCCGCGUGGAGGACGGCUGCGACUUGGACGACCCCUGCGACUCGAACAUUUGCCCCGACAACAGCCACUGCAGCGACGACUGGAGCACAUACAGCUGUGUCUGUGACCCAGGUUUCUUCGGUAAGGAGUGUGUGGAUGCUUGUCAGCUCAACCCCUGUGAGCAUGUUUCCACCUGCGUUCGCAAACCGAGCUCCUCCCAUGGCUACACCUGCGAAUGUGGACAGAACUACUACGGCCAGUACUGUGAAAACAAAGCGGAAAAGCCGUGUCCCCAAGGCUGGUGGGGCAGUCCAAUGUGUGGUCCGUGUAACUGUGAUACUAACAGAGGAUUUCACAAAGACUGCAACAAGACCACUGGCGAGUGUCGCUGCAAGGAAAACCACUAUCGCCCCGAGGGUGAGGACACUUGCUACCCCUGUGAGUGUUUCUCCGUGGGCUCUGAGUCUCGGACCUGCGACCCUGUCACCGGGCAGUGUCCCUGUAAGGGAGGGGUCAUAGGUCGUCAGUGCAACCGCUGCGAUAACCCCUUUGCUGAGGUCACCACCACUGGAUGUGAAGUGGUUUACGAGGGUUGUCCCAAGGCGUUUGACGCAGGCAUCUGGUGGCCCAAGACCAAAUUUGGACGCCCCGCAGCCAUGAACUGCCCCAAAGGAUCCAUCGGCACUGCCAUCCGCCACUGUAGUGAUGAGAAAGGCUGGUUGACGCCUGAACUCUUCAACUGCACCACCGUCACCUUUUCCCACCUGAAGAAGCUGAAUGAGGACCUGCGGCGCAACAGUUCAAGGAUGGACAGCGAGCACUCCAAGAACAUCGUGCGCCUGCUCAACGGCGCCACCAGCAACACCCCGCAUUACUACGGCAACGACGUGAAGAUGGCCGCUCAGCUGCUGAAUCACGUGCUGUCGUACGAGAGCCGGCAGGCGGGAUUCGACCUCACCGCCAUGAGGGAUGCAGAGUUCAAUGAGAAUUUGGUGCGAGCGGGCAGUGCCAUCCUGGAUCCCGACACCAAGGAGCACUGGGAGCAUAUCCAGAAGACCGAGGGCGGCACCGCGCAUCUGCUCCGAAACUUCGAGGACUACGCCAACACGCUGGCGCAGAACGUCAGGAAAACCUACCUGAAACCCUUCACUAUCGUGACUGACAACAUGAUUCUGACCGUGGACUACCUGGACGUGUCGGACCCGGAGAGGGCGUCAUUCCCUCGGUUCCAGGACAUCCAGGAGGCUUACCCCAAAGAGCUUGGGUCCUACGUCCACUUCCCCGAGUUCAACUUCCGCCCUCUGGGCCACAGAGCUGAGCCCACUCCGGCCCCUCCAACUCAGACAGAUCCCCCCCAGGAGGAGGAGGAGCACACAGUGUCUGAUAGGAGACGCCGGCACCUCGAGCCAACUGCCCCUCUGCCGGUUGCCGUGGUGAUAGUGUACAAAUCGCUGGGAAAACUGCUCCCGGAGAGAUACGACCCUGAUCGCAGGAGCCUGAGGCUCCCCAACCGCCCCGUGAUCAACACGGCCAUAGUGAGCGCCAUAGUCCACAGCGAGAGCCCGCCCCUCCCUCCCACCCUGGACCCCCCCAUCACCCUGGAGUACACCCUGCUUGAGACGGAGGAGAGGACCAAGCCUGUCUGCGUCUUUUGGAACCACUCCAUCGCGAUCGCAGGGACAGGCGGCUGGUCUUCUAAAGGCUGCGAGGUGCUGAACAGAAACAACAGCCACAUCAGCUGUCAGUGUAAUCACCUGACCAGCUUCGCCGUGCUGAUGGAUAUCUCCAAGAGAGAGCACGGCGACGUUCUCCCACUGAAGAUCGUCACCUACACCACGGUGUCCGUCUCCCUCGCCCUUCUCCUCCUCACCUUCAUCUUGUUGUGCCUCCUGCGCCGGCUCCGCUCCAACCUCCACGCCAUCCACCGGAACCUGGUGGCGGCGCUCUUUUUCUCCGAGCUCGUCUUCCUGCUCGGCAUCAACCAGACAGACAACCCGUUUGUGUGCACAGUGAUCGCCAUCCUCCUCCAUUACUUCUACAUGUGCACCUUUGCCUGGAUGUUCGUCGAAGGGCUGCACAUCUACCGCAUGUUGACUGAGCUACGCAACAUCAACCAUGGCCACAUGAGGUUCUACUACGCCAUAGGCUGGGGCAUCCCGGCUAUCAUCACUGGUCUGGCAGUAGGUCUUGACCCUCAGGGAUACGGGAACCCAGAUUUCUGUUGGCUUUCCGUCCAUGACACACUCAUCUGGAGCUUCGCAGGACCCAUCUUUGUCGUCGUCCUGGUGAACAUAGUGAUCUUCAUCCUCUCUGCAAAGGCCUCCUGUGGUCGCAGGCAGAAGGCUAUGGAGAAGUCGGGAGCUAUCCCUGCACUUCGAAUGGCCUUCCUCCUCUUGCUGCUCAUCAGCGCUACCUGGAUGCUCGGUCUGAUGGCAGUGAACAGCAACGUGAUGACUUUCCACUACCUUUUCGCACUCUUCAGUUGCCUUCAGGGAGUCUUCAUCUUCUUCUUCCACGUGGUCUUCAACAAAGAGGUGAGGAACAACCUCAAGAACGUCUUGACAGGAAAGAAGAGCGUACCGGACGAGUCCAGCACCACGAGGGCGUCUUUGCUCACACGUUCCCUCAACUGCAACAACACGUACACAGAAGACGGGCCGCUGUACCGCUCGGGCAUCGGAGAGUCCACUGUCUCCCUGGACAGUACGCUCAGGUCAGCUAAGAGCCGCAGCAGCUACCUGGCUUACACACUCAGGGAGGAGACAGGCCAGAAGCCCAGUGUCUCCUCGGGAACAGCUAAAGGACGCACAGACCUGGAUGGACCUCUGUUCCACAGAAACGGCACCAAGGGAGACGACUCUGACUCAGACAGUGAGCUGUCAGCGGACGAACACAGCUCCUCCUACGCCUCCUCCCACUCCUCCGACAGCGAGGACGAUGACAUCGACGUCAAGCCCAAAUGGAACAACGAGAGGCAGCCCGUUCACAGCACACCUAAAGUGGAUUCAGUGUCCAAUCACAUGAAGCCUUACUGGCCGGCAGACGCCACCACAGCCAGUGACAGCGAGGACCCCGGAGGGGCCCAGAGACUGAGGGUGGAGACCAAGGUCAACGUGGAGCUGCACGCAGAGAACAAGCUGAACCACACUGGAGAGAGGGAGUCGGACCAGGAGAGGGACCAGCAGACACUCAGCAAUGCGAAAGACGCAGCGGCCCCUGGCCAACCCAACUGCAACAGCAACCAUCACCCAGAGCAGAGAAAAAAAGGCAUCUUAAAGAACAAGAUCACCUACCCUCCUCCGCUGACCGACAAGAACAUGAAGAACCGCCUGAGGGAGAAGCUGAGCGACUACAACCCGCCCACCAUCACCUCCCCUCCCCCCUACAACAACAACACCACCGCCUCGUCCCCGCUGCCUCCCUCCGUCAACAUCAUGACCCCGUCGUCCCGGCCGCCCUCGCUGGCCUCCAACGAGGGCGGUCGCCCCAGCGGCAACCACGACAACAGCUCCCUCAUCAAGCCGCCCAUCGCGGCGCGGCCGCAGAUCCCCGGCGGCCCGCCGCCGGCGGCUGGCGGCUACCGGGAGACCAACGGUGGGGUGGCCAUGCACUUGAAGUCAGGGACGGUCAACGGUGGCCACGAGUCUGACUCAGAGUAAUGGCAGUAACGAGACUUCGAUCUGAAAACCCAGACCAGCCUGCCCUUGUGAAAGAAGGAGCGAGCGGGGGGGAAACCUGCUGGUUGGAGGAGAAAGCCAAGAGAGGGGAAUCAGAUGGGAGAAGAAAGUAGAUUGAGGAGUUACUGAGGACAGGGUGAAAUGAGGAAAAAAAAAAAGGUUGUUCCUCAGGCCUUAUCUGUCCAUCUGUCCCUCCUCCCGUGUGUCGUCCCCCCCCCCCCUCUCCGGAGAGCAGUAUUAAUCGCAGACUUAAAGACUUGCCUGGGACAAGAGAAGAAGCAGAGAUAUUGAAAAGAUAUGAAAAAUAAUAAAGGGAAUACUUUGUCGGGACCGUACCAUAAGAGAGAAUGAAAUGGAACCACGUGUGCCAAAACCACUAAAGUAAAUGGGGACGGAGAGUCGCAAGAUGGAAUAAUUCCCCCCCAGAAUGCAUUGCAAGCCCUCCAAAAGGAUCAUUGUUGUGAGGGGGGUCUGCGAAGGGGCAAAAGCCGGACAAUACUUUGGGAACUUUUCUUCUUUCUCGUGGAGAAUGUCAGACGUGUAAUCACUGUGCGUAAACCACACGAGCCGGUACAGUCUCUUUUGUAGUCCGAGCGGAUUUCACGGUCGACCACAGCGCUCCCCUCAGAGAGUUCUUCUCACGGACACUUCCAAGCCGGCGAUGCCGAAUGAAGCCAUCACACACCAAGUGCUAUUUUCUUCUUCUUCCUCCUCUUCUUCUUCUGAACUCAAAGAAAGGCGUCCCCAGCCUCUUGAUCCAGUGCGUUUAGAGUGUAAUUAAUGUGUAGAUAUGGUUAAAGGUGAAGAAGAAAUGAUCUAUUUUGUAUUUCCGCUGUAGCGAGGACAAGUUUCUACACUUAAAAAAAUGCGUUGCAUCGGGGAAUGUUUUCCUAUUGUGAAAAUCACUUGAUAUGCUGGUUUAAUCGACCGAGAACAAUUACCUGCGUGCCUUCAGGCCUCAAUCCAGGACACACACACACACUCACCCACACAUUUACUGUAUUUGCCCGGACAUGGAUUUCAGGUGAUGUAACACACAUAUACACAUACAUGUGUGUGGAGGGAGUUUUUCAGUUGGAGCACUAUGAACCUGAAGCCUUUUCUUCCAGGGUCCGUCCUGCCGGUUUGUUCAACGCAACACACACAUGUUCCUGCUUACCAAAGUCAUGAAAUACAGUAAAUGUGCAGUGGGGUCGGUUCACUUUGAGCUCAGUUUCAUUCCUAAAUGGUAAAAAAUGUAAAGCACAUAAUUAGAAGAUGGAUUUAAUUUUUUUAGCAUUUUUUUAAAAUACAGAAUUGAUGUAAAUUUACCCCUUUAUACGAAAACAAAUCUUUUUUCUUUACUGGAUUUCUGAAUCUGAAUUCAAAGUGAAAACAACACCACCUCUGAUACUUUUUUGCAGCUUUUAUAAGACGACUCAAAAGUCCGGUUUACCACUGAACGCCUUAGUACUUUACAAACUGUACACCCUCAGUGUUUUGCCCUCGCGCUGUCCAUGCUGCCGAUGAACUUGUCCUUGUUGUUCUAUUGAUCCGAGACACUGGAAAUGUUUUGUAACAUAAUGUAUAUUUAUUUUUUAUGGUUUUAAGACACUGGAAAGAAAAAAGAUGAUUGUGACUGUAAAAUUAAAGACGCCAUGAUGACUUUUUAAAA
This is a messenger RNA of Scophthalmus maximus (turbot), 11202 nucleotides long. RefSeq names its product cadherin EGF LAG seven-pass G-type receptor 1a (gene celsr1a). Gene Ontology annotation, biological process: G protein-coupled receptor signaling pathway; cell surface receptor signaling pathway; homophilic cell-cell adhesion. Gene Ontology annotation, cellular component: plasma membrane. The transcript is spliced from 37 exons. The record is from RefSeq and is a predicted model, not a curated record. Gene Ontology annotation, molecular function: G protein-coupled receptor activity; calcium ion binding. Bases 219 to 9530 code for a protein of 3103 amino acids. Lineage: Eukaryota; Metazoa; Chordata; Actinopteri; Pleuronectiformes; Scophthalmidae.